Molecule: messenger RNA, 2335 nt
Organism: Aplysia californica (California sea hare)
Lineage: Eukaryota; Metazoa; Mollusca; Gastropoda; Aplysiida; Aplysiidae
Product: tyrosine-protein phosphatase non-receptor type 11
Biological process (GO): protein dephosphorylation
Molecular function (GO): protein tyrosine phosphatase activity
Source: RefSeq, a predicted model, not a curated record
UAGCGGAGGAGUCGGAUGAGGAAGAGAUUUGUGAACUCGAGUGUUUAGAAGAACUGUUUUCACCUUGUUCCAUGUGAUUCAAAUUGUGAGAAAGCUGCGAAAUUCGUAACGAUGGCAGCUUCAAGGAGAUGGUUCCACCCCAACAUCAGCGGCCAGCAGGCGGAGAGGCUGCUGAUGGAGAAGGGCCAGGACUGGAGUUUCUUAGCACGGCCGAGUAGUACGGAGGGAGCCUACACCUUGUCCAUCAGACGCAAUGGAGAGGUUACUCAUAUCAAAAUCCAGAACACAGGAGAUUCCUUUGAUCUGUAUGGGGGUGAGACAUUUGCCACACUGGCGGAGCUCAUCCAGUACUACAUGGACAAUCAGGAGCAGCUGAAGGAGAAGAACGGGGCUGUGAUCAAACUCAAGUACCCCAUGGCGUCUGUAGACCCAACUCCAGAGAGAUGGUUUCACGGGCAUCUCACUGGCCGGGAGGCGGAGCGGCUCCUCCUUGACAAGGGCAAGAACUCCAGCUUCUUGGUGCGAGAAAGUCAAAGUAAGCCCGGAGAUUUCGUCAUCUCAGUCAAGUGCGAAGAGCGAGUGACCCAUGUAAAGAUUAGAUGUCAGAAUGGCAAAUACGACGUGGGAGGCGGUGAGAUGUUCCCCUCAUUGUCAGAGCUUGUGGAGCACUACAAGAAGAGUCCGAUGGUGGAAACUUCUGGAACGGUCGUCUACAUCAAACAUCAACUGCAGCAGUGCGAGUUCAUUGGUAUGAAGUACUCCAGGGAGAAGGGAAGCAAGCCGGAGAACAAGGCCAAGAACCGAUACAAGAAUAUACUGCCAUAUGAUUACACCAGGGUGGUUCUUUCUGAUGGAAAUGAGGAUCUUGGAACUGAUUAUAUCAAUGCGAAUUAUAUUUCAUGGACGGAGGAUGACCAGAUGAUUGACUCCAAGCGGAAGUACAUCGCCACUCAAGGUCCGCUGACCAGCACCAUGUUGGACUUCUACCGCAUGAUCUGGCAGGAGGGGUCAAGGGUCAUCGUUAAUCUGGCUCGGAUCACAGAAAGAGGAAAGAUUCAGAUCAACAUCUACUGGCCGGUGGCCGAGGAGAAAAACGAGAAGCUGUUUGUGUUUGAGAGUCCGCCUGACGCUUACGGCAAGCGGGAUUUCAUCUGCCAGUAUCGCGUGAAGCUGCUGAACGAGGCCGGGGACCAGACCUACAUCCGCAGAGAGAUGCUGCUCAGCAAGGAGGACAGGGAUGGGAAGAUGAUGGAAGAGCCCCGCCAGCUGUUCCAGUUCCACUACACCAGCUGGCCCGACUACAACGUACCGGAUGACCCCGGCUCUAUGAUUGACCUCCUGGAGAGGAUCAACAACCAGCUGGACUCUCUGCCUAGCCCAGGCCCGAUGGUGGUUCACUGCAGUGCGGGCAUCGGCCGGACAGGCACCCUCAUUGUCACCGAUAUGAUCAUCAAUCAGAUAAAGGCCUAUGGUUUUGAUUGUGACAUUGAUAUCUUCAAGACCAUCUUGAAUGUUCGCUACCAGCGCUCGGGGUUGGUGCAGACUCAGAGCCAGUACCAGUUUGUCUAUCUGGCUGUGCAACGCUACAUGGAGAUAGAGAGACAGAGACAGCUGGCCGGACAGAACAUCGCUGGGCGAGAGUACACAAACAUCAAGUACGCCACAGGAGUGGUGGAGGCGGCAAAGAGGGCCCAGGCUGCGGGCGGGGUACCUCCCCCUGUUCCUCCACUGCCCAGUCAGGGGGCUCGUCGGCGGGAAGUCAGGCCGCCCCAGGAGGACCCUUCCAUGCAGUACCAGAACAUCAACGCAAUGGAACUUUCCUGAUCACACGACGGUCAGCGUGUACUCGCCGCACUGUCCACGUCAUUCAUCUCUCGCCAGUUCCAAGGAGAAGACAGGGUACGCACGUGUAAUUAUCCGACGGACGUGAGAGCGCAGGUUGAUUCUGUUCAGGCUGCCUGUUAUGGCCGCAGCUGUCUUGUUGUUUGUUGUUAGAGGACGGAUCAGUGAAAAUUGUUGUUCUGAUAGGAGGUUUUUGGGGAUGUGAUGAUGGAUUUGAAGGACGGUGUUGAUGUUUUGCAUUGUUAGAAUAUAGAUUUCUUUUCUUUUUUUGUUUUGUUUUGGAGUUGUUAAAAGCGCAAAGACAUUUUCUUUUGUCUUGGUUUGUAUAGUCAGUAUUGCAAUUUUGAUUUAUUGUGAAGCAGUUGAGUAUGAAAAAAUGUUCCUCAUGUACUGUGAGUUUUUGUAUUUCUUUGUUUUUUUGUUGUUGUUACAGUUGUAAAAAGUCUUGCCUCAAGAAGAUACGUCUUCAUUUAAUUAUUGGUACACAUGCACA